Recurvomyces mirabilis is the source of this 744-nucleotide messenger RNA. RefSeq lists its product as uncharacterized. The transcript is spliced from 2 exons. The record is from RefSeq and is a predicted model, not a curated record. Lineage: Eukaryota; Fungi; Ascomycota; Dothideomycetes; Mycosphaerellales; Teratosphaeriaceae. The coding region runs from base 1 to 744 and encodes 247 amino acids.
AUGGAUCAUGAGGAGAAUCAAGGUUUAUUGCAGAGCUUCCUCGGACUUUUCGCUCGAAGAGGGCCAGAAAGAUCAAUACCGUCAACUUCGGUGCAAUCCCAAGCGACUGACGCCUGGAUGCGAGCCGACGCAUUUCUCCAACAUGAAGACAAUGGAGCUGGCGGGAGGGACCCUGAACAGGUCAAGAGAGCACUGAGAGCGUUGGACAAUCUCCUUGAACCUGAGCACAGCCGAGAAGCAGAACCCCCUCGCCCUUUCCAGCUGGCUGAUACAUGGCUGGAGCAGACGAUACACAAGAAGUUGCCAUAUUCGAAUCUCCGACGGGCGGUGUACAAUGCAGACACUAAUUCACGCCCGACCAUCCGCAUCAGUAAACGCAAACGAGAAAGCGACGAUGCCAUGGAAGCGCUUGAAGACUUGGAUAACGAGGCAAAGAAGCGUCGGGUUGUGGUGCGCGAGGACCCUGUCAUGGACGAUGACACAUUCGAGCCCGAUGCAGAGGAAGCUAUCGAGCUGAGGAAACGCUCAAUGUCGUUGCAUCAGGGACUGCAGAACCAUUGGAUGUGCGUGUGUCACAAGUGCUCGGGCCUUAGCGUAAGACUCUCAUUGCCCCAACGGAGGACGAGCUCGAAAGGAGAGACAUGCUUCGACGUAUUCUUUGGUGUGCAAGAUCCGAUUGAGAAGCACUCACUGCAGGAAGCUAAGAUAACGGUCAAGUACGAGUUCGAGACAUUGAUGAGAUGA